Canariomyces notabilis is the source of this 1329-nucleotide messenger RNA. Its product is annotated as mitochondrial carrier. Gene Ontology annotation, molecular function: NAD transmembrane transporter activity; ADP transmembrane transporter activity; FMN transmembrane transporter activity. Gene Ontology annotation, biological process: transport. The coding region runs from base 122 to 1138 and encodes 338 amino acids. Lineage: Eukaryota; Fungi; Ascomycota; Sordariomycetes; Sordariales; Chaetomiaceae. Gene Ontology annotation, cellular component: peroxisomal membrane. The record is from RefSeq and is a predicted model, not a curated record. The transcript has 3 exons.
ACUGAUUCAUUGUUCCUUCAACUGAAUUCACUGCGCUCGCCGCUGCUACCCGUUCUGUAUCCUCCUUUUCACUGUCACUGACCCAGGAUACCUCUUUGAACCCUAUUUUGUCUUGCCCGCCAUGUCGCACUCCAAGCCCGUCCUUCCUCAAAACGACAAUGUCGCCCACGCUCUUGCCGGCGCCGGCGGCGGUGUCCUGUCCAUGGCCCUGACCUAUCCUCUCAUCACGCUAUCCACGCGUGCCCAAGUGGAAUCAAAGCGAGCCGAAACAGCCUUCCUAGCAGCCGUGCAAAAGAUCGUCGCGCGCGAGGGCGUGUCAGGCCUGUACUCAGGCCUGUCGAGCGCCCUGUUCGGCAUCAGCGUGACCAACUUUGUCUACUACUACUGGUACGAAUGGACGCGCGCCUUCUUCGAGGCCGCCGCCGUGCGGGCCGGGCGCGCCUCCAAGAAACUGACCACAGUCGAGAGCAUGAUCGCGGGCGCCAUCGCCGGUUCCGCCACCGUCAUCCUGACCAACCCCAUCUGGGUCGUCAACACGCGCAUGACGACGCGCAAGCGCAGCAGCAGCAGCGUAGACGACCAACAGCAGCAGCCUACCAAGGACGCCGCCGCGGAACAGGUCCUUCCCGGGCCCGUUCCCUCUCCAUCAUCAUCAAGGAACAAGAACCCGUCGACCCUCGGCACACUACUGACCCUUUUGCGAGAAGAAGGCCCCUCGGCCCUGUUCGCGGGGGUCGUGCCCGCGCUGGUGCUCGUCAUCAACCCGAUUCUGCAGUACACGCUGUUUGAGCAGAUGAAGAACUGGGUCGAAAAAGGCGGGCGCCGGCGCGUGACGCCGACCUUGGCGUUCUUCCUCGGCGCAAUCGGCAAGCUGUUCGCCACGUCCGUCACCUACCCGUACAUCACCGUCAAGAGCCAGAUGCAUGUUGCUGGCGCAGGGGAGAAGAAGGAGGGGGUUAGGCAGGCGAUUAAUAGGGUUAUUAAGGAGGAGGGGUAUGCCGGGUUGUAUAAGGGCAUCGGCCCCAAGGUCACGCAGAGCGUGCUGACGGCCGCCUUCUUGUUCGCCUUCAAGGAUGUGCUGUACGAAUACUCUGUUCGGCUGAGGAGAUCGGUGGCCAAGCAGGCCAUCACUGCCUGAACAUGGCUUGCUACAUAACCGGGAGACGAACAGACCGCAACCUGCGUUCCUGCGAGUUCGUAUUACUGUUAACCUUGACAGCAGAGACGCAGAAGUAAAAGCUUGGAUACCACGUGCUGGAUGGAGAGGCAUGAUUCUGCUUGUUGCGCAUAACAGCAGCGAGGGAGGGAGAAACUACCUAGGGGCUACAU